This is a messenger RNA of Drosophila obscura, 2530 nucleotides long. RefSeq names its product dynein regulatory complex protein 11. Gene Ontology annotation, molecular function: protein binding; ATP binding; ATP hydrolysis activity. Bases 2 to 2497 code for a protein of 831 amino acids. The transcript is spliced from 5 exons. The record is from RefSeq and is a predicted model, not a curated record. NCBI's taxonomy places the organism in Eukaryota, Metazoa, Arthropoda, Insecta, Diptera, Drosophilidae.
CAUGUCCAGCACGUAUUUCAAUGAAAUCUGGCAUCAGUCGCAGCAUGAAUGCGAGCUCUUGUCCACCAUUGACUAUGAGCGUCAGCAUCAGGAUGUGGAGACAACGGUGGCCACCAUGAAUGCAGCCGUGGGCUCGGUGGCAGCCGAUGCCGAUGCCAAGGCCCUGCUGCAGUCGAGUCUCUACGAGUUCUAUUUGAGAUACAUUUGCCUGAGCAAUCGCCUGGAGGAUGUCUAUGAUAAUAUGAUCCAGCCGCAGAAGCGACAGUUGGUGCGAAAACUUCUGGAUGCCUGCCUGGGGCGUGUCAUAGAACUCAAGCACGAUCUGGUCAACAUUGAUCUCAUGGAGUUCAGCUACAACGACACAGUGGUGGACAGACUUCGUCUCACGCCCAUGGAGACGGAGCUGCGUGUGCCCCGCUACUUUCUGCGCGAGCGGCAGCAUGAGCUGGAGUUUCGCAAGCGAACCAUGCAGGAGAUACUCGUCAAGCUGGGCUGGCUGGAGGAGCACGAGCUUGAGGAGACGGUCACCACGGAGAUCGAGGCCAUACGCAUGCUCCAAAUGCACGAGCGGGCACGCCAGGGCCGGCUGCGCGCCCACUUCAUGAAGGAGAUACGCAUCCUCAAGGAGAAGGGCAAAUCGGAGGAGCGCAGUGAGAAGGAGCGCAGCGAUUCCGGCCUGCUGGCGGCCAUGAAGAUCCAGAAAAUGUGGCGUGGCCACACAGCACGCAGGAUAACGCGCCGCCGCAAGAUGGAGGAGAUGAUUCUGAUUGGCAUGCUCCCUCCCCCCGCAGCGGUGCUCAAAGAACGCGCCGAGAAGCUGGAGAAGCUGCAGCACAACGACAAGCGCUACGAGGCGCAGCUCGUCUAUGGGGAACAGUUCGAGACGCGACAGCGGCUCGUCCAGGAGGAGAUUCGACAGAAGCACGGGCCCAGCAUGAAGGAGGACAUUGCUGACGAGAUCCGCGCCUGGGUAAAGGAUUGCUAUGAGAAGACGGGCAAGCUGCCCGACUUUCCCACGGAAGAUCAAGGCGGCUCACUGCACAUCUUCAGCCGACCAGGCACCGAGAGCGAGCACAGCCGCUCCUCUGCACGAUCCUCCAAAGAGUCGCGCAAGACCAAAGACAAGUCCAAGUCGCCGGCACGCAGCGGCGAUCUCAAUGUGAAUGAGAAUCAGGAGGAGGACGUGAGCUUCCAGCCGGCACCAUCCAUCUGCCUGCCCGACAUACGCACGGAGAUUGAUCUCUUCAAUGAUACCUGGCGGGACAAGGACGAGACGGGUGUGCUGAGUCAGGCUGCCUACGAGGACAUGAUCUACAGCGACAAGUACCAGGAGGUGGAGCUCGAAUUCCGGCGCGCUGUCGACGAUGUGAUGCGCCAGGAGAUCGAACUGCUGCAGACGGCAGUGGGCAAGAAGAUCAAGAAGAGCAGCAAGAAGACGCGUCGCUCCGGCAAGAAGAACAAGAAGAAAAAGGAGAAGGAUCUGACGCCUGACCGCACCACAGAGUCGCUGUACGAGGAACUGGUCACCAAUGGCAUUAUCCGCAAGUAUCCGGAGCUGAAGCUGAAGCAAUUUCUGGGCGACAAGGCGCUGACCGCUCGCAAUGGAACGAAUCCAUCGCCGGGCGAUAUACGCCAAGUCCUCACGGAGUACUGCAUCCUGCCACUGGGCUCGGAUGCGAUACACAACUGCACACCGCUGAUACGUUCCAUACUGCUGGCCGGUCCCCGGGGCUCGGGAAAGAAGGCUCUGCUGCAUGCCAUUUGCACGGAAGUGGGCGCCGUGCUCUUUGACCUUACCCCAGCCAAUAUUGUGGGAAAAUAUCCGGGCAAGUCGGGCCUCAUUAUGCUCAUCCAUUUGGUGGUGAAGGUCUCCAGGCUGCUGCAGCCAGCUGUCAUUUACAUGGGCGAUGCGGAGCGGCCAUUCAUGAAGAAGAUACCAAAAACCGAUCGCACGGAUCCUAAGCGCCUGAAGAAGGAUUUGCCCAAGCUGAUCAAGAAUAUUGCGCCCGAGGAUCGGGUCAUAUUUGUGGGCACCUCCAAUCUGCCCUGGGAGGCGGAUCAAAAGAUGCUGCAGUCGGUGUACAAUCGUUUCAUUUACAUUCCCCGCCCCGACUAUGGGGCCAUGUCGCAUGCCUGGAAAACGCUGCUACAUGAUUACUCUGGAGGUGUGUCCAAUUUGGACACCAGUGCCAUGGCGAAGAUAUCCGAUGGCUAUACCAUAGGCGCCAUCGAUGCCUGCCUCAAGGAGGUGAUGACCUGCAAGCGCAAGCUGCAGCUGCGCACCCAACCGCUGACCAAUGCAGAGCUCAUCAAUGUCCUGUGCACUCGAGAUCCCGUCUAUCGCGAAGAGGAGGAGGCCUUUGAGUCCUGGUGGUCUAAAACCCCGCUGGGACGUCGUCGUCAGCGUUUUCUGGAGCUGGAAGAGGAGCGUCUCAUAGAGGAGCAGGCCCAGGCGGCCAAGCAGGGAAAUGGCAACAAAAAGAAAGGCCUCAACUGACUGAUUUGCAUAUAUAGAUAGUGAUUGCAUUAU